AUGUUCAAGAUCUCGGAGCGGUAUAAAAUUCUGGAGGCGGUGGGAAAAGGGUCGUACGGGAUGGUGUGCUCCGCUGUCGACAGCGUCCGCAACAACGCCCCGGUCGCCAUCAAAAAGAUCACUCCCAUGGCUGCUCACAGCGUGGACGCGAAGCACGUCCUGAGGGAGGUGAGAGUGAUGCGACACCUGGGUCAGCAUGAGAACAUCGUCACCCUGGAAGACCUUUUCUGCAACGAGGCAGAUGACGAGCUGUACAUCGUCAUGGAGCUUCUGGACUCGGACCUGAACUGUAUCAUACAGUCGCAGCAGGUUUUGUCCAUCAAGCACCACCGAGUGUUUAUGAUCCAGAUUCUUCAAGGGGUGGAGUUCCUUCACAAGAAUGGCGUUAUCCACCGAGAUCUCAAACCAGGAAACAUCCUUGUGAGGCGGAACUGUGAGGUGAGGAUAACAGACUUUGGUCUCGCACGGCAGCUGAUGAGCGUCCAAGAGAAGGUGGAGCAGAGACAAGACGGGGAAGGCAUGACGGAGCACGUCGUGACCCGUUGGUACCGGCCGCCGGAGCUGAUGCUGUCGCCAAACGGCUUCUACGGCUUUGCGGUGGAUCUGUGGUCGGUCGGCUGCAUCUUCGGAGAGCUCCUCGGCCGCCGACCGCUGUUUCCCGGCUCGAGCUUCGUGAACCAGCUCUCCCUCAUCUUCGACGUCCUGGGCGCGCCGGCCCCGGAGGAGGUGGCUCACAUCAGGGGGGCACAGGCCCGCAAGUUCUUGGACAAGCUGGACGGGAAGGCCGCGGUUCCUUUCACGGAAGUGCUUCCGGGCAUCCCGGCCGACGCCGCGUCUCUGCUGAAGGGCCUCCUCUUGCUGGACCCGGUCAAGCGCUUCACGCCGCGGGAGGCCCUACGCCACCCGUUCUUCGACCAGUUGAGGGAGAGGGCCUCUCUCGAUGUCGCCCCCGCGGCCGCCGGCCUUGAGUUCGAGUUCGAGAAGAAGGGGUUCCCCCGAUCGAGGCUGAAAGAGCUCAUCGCCAAGGAGAUCGACCACUUCCAGGCGGGCGGGGCCAACCUCACGCUGCACCCAAAGAAGCGGCUUCAGCGUCAGUGCCCACGGCCGAGGCAGCAGCAGCAGCAUGUCGGCCCUAGCGUCAGCGGUGCCGCCGCCCUCCCGCUCAAGACGGCCGCAGCCGCGGCCGCCGCCUGCUCAUCGGCAUCCUUUUCGUCCGAGUCUGACUCCGACCACUACGGCGACGAUGAGGAGGAGGAGGAAGGUGACGGCCGCGACGACGACAGCGUCGGAGGACAGGAGGAUCACGGCCUAGAUGCCAAAGGCGGCGCCGGCGCCGGCGCCGGCUCCGCCGUGCCCGGUGACGACGAUGAAAACGACGACGUUGCCCGCCUUGAUGCCGCCAGCCUGCAGUCGUCACGGCUGUGCCCGAAAGAGGAAGAGGAGGACGGGGCGACCACGGAAGGAGGGUGCCGCAGCGAGCCCCGCCGGACGCCGCUGCUGGAGGUGACAGCGUCGUCGACCAGCAACGAGAGCGGCAACGACAACGAUGACAACGACGGGAUGACUCUGUCGUCCUCUUCUCCGGCGUCGUCUUCCUCCUCCUCCUCCCCCUCCUACUCCUCCUCCUCAUCGUCCGAGGGGGGCUGCGCAGACGACGAUCGAGUAAUAUUCUUCGAGAGGGUCGCGACCGGGUACGCACACGGUCAAGUAAGCAGGAGAGGGGCGCCGUGCGGCGACCACCGAACCACCAAGACGAAUCCGUACAGGGAGCGCGAGACAGACCGGCUGAGGGCGACAACACUGCCAUUGGCAAGCGGCGAUGCGGCGAGAAUCGGGGUGGGGCGGCCGCUUGGCGGCGGCGGAACCCACCGCUCCCCGCCUCGCGUAAGAUCGAGGACGCAAGACGGCACCAGCGACUUCCUCCUCGUCCCGGCGGAGGAAAGCGCGCAACACUUGUCGCCUCCUUCUCAAAGUGACCAAAGCGACGGUAAUGGUAUCGGCAGCGGGGUUGUCGUCGUCGCUAGCGAGAAUGGCGAAGAAGGCGGGGGGGGCUGCUUGGAAGAGGAAGAGGAGGAGGAUGAGCCGCGUGCCUUCCCUCGGUUCGACAGCCUUGCCGAGACAAGCCCAACCGAACCCGACGGGUCCGUGCGGUCUUUUCUGUUGCCGUCGCCUGCGAAGGUGGUGCCGCCCGCGCGGCCGACCAGACGGGGCGCCGUGGCCGGCUUCGUGCGCGGGAGCGGCGGGUGGGUAGGCAGCGACGGCGGCGGCACCGGCGGUACCUGCGGUGGACGAAGCUUAAACUUGUUCGUCGGCCUACAGUCUCCACUGUUGGGGACGGCGCCGGGCGGCGAGUUGCUCCUGCCCCCAGGAGUAGUCGGUAGAUCCGGCGGCGGUGGAGGUGUCGUUGGUGUCGGAUCGGUCCAGUCCGAGGAGGAGGAAUCGGCGAAUGGCAGCGGCGGCGGUUUCACGUUCCGCGAGAUGUCCACCGUCGAUAGCAGGAGCACCGUGUCGGAAUCGAGCUCCGCAUCGGACGCCCUUCGUCGCGAAAGAGCGGAGCGAGCGUGGCGUGUCGUGGAGGAGGCCAGGGAGAGGCUUAAAGCUAGAGCGGACGCGGUGGUGGCGGCGGCGGCGGCGGCCAAGGCGCCUGCAGUAGGAGCGUGGCGGGCUGAGCGCGCUGCCGCCGUCGCUUCGGAGAGUACAAGAACGGCGGCGGCGGCGUUGAUGGCACCUUCGUUUGACCAUGCGGAGAAGUGGCCGGUUGAGUUUCCCUGCGGCGGGAGCGAGUGCUCUGGGUCGUCCCAAAAUGCCAAGGGUUGUAUACGACGCCCUCCCAUGUCCGUGGCGACCCUGGAACAGGCAACCGAAAACACUUCGUGGCUUCUUCGCGAAGGCGGCGGCAGCAGCAGCAACGCGGCGAAGCCAACGAGCAACGGCAAGAGCGGCGCUGGCGUUUGUGGGGGCAAGAAACAAGCCCCGCUCACGCAUCAUCUCCCGUCGCCGCUGGUGGUAAACGGCAACCCUUUCUGCGAUUUCGUGAGCGGCAAGACGUCGUUGGUGACGCACGGCGACCCUUUCUGCGACUACUACGUCAGCGGCAAGACGACGGUGUCCGUUUCUCCUGCUGCUCAUCCCGCAGCGGCUCCGGCUCCCGCUGCCGAGGCUCCUCCCGCUCCAACCGGUUCUGGUUCUGGUUCUGGGUUCAAGGUUCCCGUCAUGGUUGUCGGGCAGAAGCUCCACGUUCGAGGCGCGUCCGCCGCCUACGUAAAACGCGGCGGCCCGCGGCUUUUCUUUGGCGGGUCCGGCUCCAAGAAGUCCGGCGGCACCGGCGCUAAGAAGCCCGGCAGCGGCACCCGUCGCAGCCACCACCCCCGGCGGGCACCCGUCGCGACGGUGCACGGGGACCAGCAGCCGAUCAAGCUCCGCCCGGCGGUAUCAGCGAAGCGUUUCGAUCUUGCUGUGUCGGGCAUCGACACUUCGUCCGUGACGUCGUCGCAGGGCAGCCCGCCGCCGGUCCCUCCGCCCCUCAGGAAUCGUUACUCCCGGGGAAGGAAGCUCUCUCGCGUGGGAUCCUUCAACCGCAGCGGCAGCGGCCGUUACCGCGCGCCCACCAGGGUGACCGCCGGCGGCCAUGUUGGCGUGUAUCCCGCCGCCGUUGUAGUCGUGGACUCCGGGUUUGGGCGAGGCCGCCGGCGAGCGGCGGCGCUGCCGCUGCCGAUCUCGCAAGCAAUGAGGGCGAAGGCGAAGGGCGGCGGGGGGAGUCGCGCCACGAAGAGUGGGCCCGUAUUGGCCAGGCCCCCGCGCGGGGCGGCGACGCCGGUGUCCGCGGGGGAGAGGGCCGGGACCCGGACCCCGUCACACGAGAAGUACUAUUCCGUUAACGACGUGGUGACGCUGAAGCUUCCCGACAGGUUCUGCGCUUCGUCGCCGGGGCAGAGCCGGGACCCCGCGUUGAGUCAGACACGCAGCCUCGCCGGAACACGAUCGUCGAAGCCCGUUGACCCCAGCCGUCUCACCAUCAGCGCGUCCGGUAAGCCGGAGUCGAUCCCGCCGGCGGAGAUGUUGUACCAAUGGGCAGACGACGACGACGAGGACGACGACGCGGCUUCUGUAACGGCAGAAGAGGAAGCCGGGGCGGCAGCGGGCGAGGGGGGUGGGGGUGGGGGCGGCGGAGUUCCAUGCCACGAGGCAUCUUCCACCACGAUGGUCGCCACAACCACCCCCCCGGCCGCCGCCGCCGCCGAAACAGCUGUCACGGAUGAUGCCGUGGAUGACGCCGGCGACUCACCCCUGACUAGCACCACCACCGACGUUGCGGCUGUACCGGAAGCAGAUGAAGAAACACGUGCGCUAGGGCCAGGUUGGGGCACGGCGUCGCUCGCGUCGGCCGUGCCGGAGGCGCCGAAAAACGAAACGAAAGCGCACGAUCACGGUGAUUCUCCUCCCAGCUACCAGGCGGCCUGCCCACCACCGCAGCAGCUCAAUAGGCAUCAGCGGGGAGCCGCGCAGAGCCCUGGGCAUUCACGGCCACGUGCAACGGAGUCGGUUUGCAACUUCAUCAAGGAGGAGGAGGUGGUGGUGGAGGGGGGCGAGGCUAAAGAAGGCGGCGGCGGCGGUAACGACGAGAUGAUGUCUGCCUCCUCGGCGGAGCAAAAGUUCACCCUCCUCCGACGACUGUGGAAGCGCUCCGGCGCCGUGAGGGGCUCAGGAAAGCAGCGCCGCGGAGGCCUUUCGUCGAGGACUCGGUCCUACGGCGGCGGCGGCGGCAGAGACAUCGCGGGGGGUCGUGUUCCGUGGGCCGGCGCAGGGCCUCCGCCCAAACGGCCGCCGCAGCAGCAGCCGCGGCCGAGGAGAGCGGGCAGCUUGAAGCUGUUUGAGAACAUCGGAGAGGAUGACGACAGGGGCUUUGGCGACGAGACGGCGUCCCUGCCGACCCUCAUGGCCCGCGCCGAGUCUCUAUUUCCGAUCCCACCGAGGAUGGACGCAAAGCCGCAGGUCUCGACGUCCUCGCAGCAGCAAGUGCGGGACACCCCCCUUCCGGGGACGGAAGACAAGUCCCACUCGCGCAGCAUCAGCAGCCAAACGACGACAACCACGGGCACGAGCCCUGCCAGCAGCGCCACCAGCGGUUACCGGUUAGACGGGCCGCAGGCGCUGCCGCUGGUUCACGAAACCGUCGGUCAGUCGGGCUCGCCGCCCACCCGGCGGGGCUCCGCAAUCAGCUCCGUGGGUUCUGGCUGUACGGCCGCCUCGUCGCUGAGGCCGGGGGGACGGCGGUGCAAGGAUAACAUCGUUCGCGCCGUGCAGUUCGCUCCGCAAGAGAAGGAGGUAACCCCGGUUUCGGGAGCUGACGAUCCGCGAGAGCACCGUUUGUAG
Messenger RNA from Ectocarpus siliculosus, 5373 nucleotides. Lineage: Eukaryota; Phaeophyceae; Ectocarpales; Ectocarpaceae. The record is from the annotation of a GenBank genome assembly.